CUUUUUCUUCCGUUGCUUCCCACAUCUGUCUCUGAGCUUAUUCUCUCGUGCCGGGGUAUCCCCUUUGAAGAUGGAUGACACCGAUAGCAUUGAAUCCCAUCCGGAUGGACUCCAACCUGCUGACUCCAAGGGAGGCGGCGUCUACACAACCAGGGCGAAACCGCAGAGCAUCAACUCCAAGGCCGCCAGUGUCGACGUGGAGGAAUGCUCCAUCGACGAGAAAGUCUUGCCGGAUGAGCGCGAUGUGAGGAAGAGACAGGUAUUUCGUGGCUGGACGCUUGCAUGGCUGUCCUACCAGUCGGUCGGUGUCAUAUAUGGUGACAUCGGAACGAGUCCCCUUUACACCUAUUCGUCUACGUUCAGCAGUGAUCCCUCCCGCGAGGAUAUCCUCGGAGCCUGCUCGCUCAUCAUCUGGUCCCUUACGAUUAUGGUCACCAUCAAGUAUAUCCUCAUCGUUUUGUACGCGGAUGACGAGGGUGAAGGAGGAACGUUUGCUCUCUAUUCACUCAUCUCUCGCUAUGCAAACAUCGUCAGUCGGGAUCCGCGCGAGGAGAGAAUGGUCAAGAUAGAGCGCCAUAAAACAGGCGACCUGGGCUCUGUCAACUGCACUGUCCGUCGAGUGAUGGAGAGAAGCAAAAUCCUGCAAUGGGUUUUUAAAGUAAUCGGAGUUCUGGGAGUAGCGUUACUUCUUGCUGAUGGUGUGCUAACCCCUGCUCAAUCUAUUCUCGGUGCCAUCCAAGGGAUCACCGUGGUCAAUUCCAAUAUCCACACGUCCACUGUCAUAGGGGUCACCUGUGCCAUCCUGGUUGUUGUCUUCCUGGUCCAACCGCUAGGGAUUACGAAGAUCGCCAGCACGUACGCCCCCAUUGUCAUUCUCUGGCUGUUGUUCAAUCUCACCUUUGGCAUCUACAAUAUCGCCACCUACGAUGCAUCAGUCUUCAAGGCUUUCUCGCCCUACUUUGCCGGCCACUUCCUAGAAGCCAACGGCCGGUCUGGAUGGCUGCAGCUCGGUGGAAUUAUUCUUGCCUUUACUGGUGUAGAAACACUAUUCGCCGACGUGGGUGCCUUCAGCAGACGAGCCGUUCAAAUAUCAUGGCUGUGCUUUGCCUAUCCGUGCCUUCUCUUCAGCUAUAUCGGCCAAGCUGCUCAUAUCAGUGUUGUACCGAGUGCAUAUGCCAAUCCCUUUUACCUGACAGUUCCCCCGGGCAUGCUCUAUCCCAGUCUCGUUGUGGCAAUACUUGCCUGCAUUGUUGCUAGCCAGGCGACCAUCACGGGUGCUUUCCAGCUGCUGGCGCAAAUCAUGAAACUCUCGUACUUCCCCCAGAUCGAAUUGGUGCAUACAUCUAAGAAAUUCUACGGCCAGAUAUAUAUUCCCCUGGCUAACUGGAUUAUGAUGAUUGGUACGGUUAUCGUGGCUGCUGUUUUUAACAAUACAACCGCUCUGGGAGAAGCCUAUGGCUCCUGCGUGAUUCUGGUGACGUUCCUUACCACCUGUAUGGUCGCCGUUGUCGCCUUGAUCGUCUGGCGACUUCCCUUUUACGUGGUAUUACCUGUCUUCAGUAUCUUUGCCCUGUGGGAUGGGAUGUUCCUGUCCGCAGCCCUCACCAAGGUUCCCCACGGAGCAUGGGUUACGCUGAUGAUUGCCGCUGCGCUCAGUGCCAUCUUCAUCCUCUGGCGCUACGGCAAGGAGCAGCAGUGGAGGUCAGAAGCCACCGACGAUAUUCCUCUCUCGCAGACAGUGCAGGUGGAGAGCGACGGCGACACUUCAACCCUCCGACUCCAAUCUGCAUAUGGCGGGAAUGUCCUGUCGCGAACCCAGGGCUUCGGUAUCUUCUUUGACAAAACCGGCAACCCGUCGUAUACUCCGGCCGUGUUUCUGCAUUUUGUCCAAAAGUUCCAAGCGAUGCAGGAUGUCACUGUGUUCUUUCAUCUGCGUCCUCUUUCAUUGCCGAGUGUUGAUCCCGCGGACAGGUUCACCGUUAUGCGCUGCUACGCUCACGGUUCCGAGAGAAAAAAAAGGGCCAUCCCCAAUUGCUACCGGUUGGUGGUGCGCCAUGGCUACACGGAUGAAGUUAUCACGCCUAAUCUGGGUCUGCUCGUGUUCGACCAGAUCCGGAAAUUUUUGGUGGAGCAGCAGAGGUCUAUUGGAGUGCGUCCGUUUGAACGGUCCGGACAACUUGCUUCAGAGCUCCAAACGCUGGAGGAUGCGUAUAGCCAGCGGGUUGUUUACAUCGUCGGCAAGGAACAGCUACGUAUCAAGAAGGGCACGAAUAUCUUCCGCCGACUCGCGCUGAUGGUCUUCUUGUGGAUUCGCGACCAGACUCGGACGAAGGUGCAGAGUCUGAAUGUCCGGGUAGAUCGGCUGGUUGAGGUAGGCUUUGUGAAGGAUAUAUGAUUGUGCUUGUUCACUAUAUUUGUUUGUGGGUUUCUUCAGGAACAUGUCAAUAAUGGAGUCUCUACGGAGCAUGAUAAGGGAGCACUCUCCAUGAAGGAUCCGGGGUAGCUUCAGUAUUGCGGCUUUCAUUAGAUUUGUAUACAUCUAUAGACAGUCUACCUGCAUUAAUGAAAUAUCGACUGCCGUUACUCUCCUCAA
Messenger RNA from Monascus purpureus, 2593 nucleotides. NCBI's taxonomy places the organism in Eukaryota, Fungi, Ascomycota, Eurotiomycetes, Eurotiales, Aspergillaceae. The record is from the annotation of a GenBank genome assembly.